AUGCAUUGGGUCGUGGGUACUUGGUUAAUCACGUCUUUCCUCGGCCUGGGAAGAGGGCAUAACACCUUAUUUGAAGGUUAUGAACAAUCUCUUACGGGUUAUCAUAGGUGCCCUGUGAAUGAGUCUGUGUUAGUGACUCAUGUGAUCUCCUAUCCAACCUCAUACACCCAGAGGAGACCAUGUGGAGGAUGGCUGCCAUGGACAAUGUGUGAUGUCACAGUUUAUCAAACAUCCUAUCGAACAGAGUUUUCCAACACGACCAGACAGGUCAUGAAAUGUUGCCAUGGCUACGAGCAAGUUGGGAGUUACUGCGCUUUGUUUUUAAACAGAAGUGCAGAAUUUACAUCAAAGCCAGGGCUCUGUCCCUCAGGAGGAGUCUCGGGGUCUCUAGGCAAUGAUGCAAACCCCUCUGGCUCUGUGUGCACGUGGGACAUAGAUUGCCCGGGAUGGCAGAAAUGCUGUCAGAACGAGAACAUCAUUCAGUGCUCAGACCCACUACUAACAACCAACAGAGGCUGGUGCUUCAAUGCAACAAUAACAGUUAAGACCACCUAUGAGCUUGUUCUUAUGGACAAAGGACUCUUCAACCACACACGUCUUCUUCACUCUUUGGUAACAGGUUCUCUGGGUACAAAUGGUGUUUCUGUGCAUCAUCUCGGGUCUUGGCCAGCAGGACCCUUCACGACCUCUUCAUUACUUCUGGUUUGCUCCUCUGUAGUUCUGUCUCUGAAAAACAUCUCCAGACAACUACACCAUAUAGGAAACAUAGAGGAGGUGACUAAUGUAGUGGUGGUAGAUCUGGAUGAAUGUGCAAACCCCCAAUUGAACAAUUGUUCGAACCACGCAAACUGUAGUAACACCGAAGGAUCUUAUACAUGCAUCUGCCACCAUGGUUAUCAAGACGACAACACUGCUCAAGCAGGAACAGUUUGCAUUGACUACACACCUGAGAUCACCAGCAUCUUGUCUUAUGAUGUCACUAAUUCCACAUUCAAUGUGACCUGGACCACCAACCACCAGAGUGGUGUCAGUUUCAACCUGGUUCUGCUACAGGGGACCACUGAGCUGACAAAUCUGAAUACAAUAGACUUGCAUUGGAUGUUCACAAACUUGAAACCUGCAGUUCUUUAUACUUUACUGGUCAGUCCAAUUGCUUGUGGAAACAGGGGAAAUCCUAAGGAGGUCAAAGUGAGGACAGGAAAGUACUGCUGUGAUGGAGAGACGAUCAUUGCGACAGCCCGUUUGACCAGCGUGACAUAUGAACAGUAUAUGAGCGAUCCAAACAGCGAAGACUAUAAGAAGUUCUGUGAGAGCAUCAUAGAAGAGAUUGGUGUAUCCUUAAGUGCAGAUAUGCGUGAACUCAUCCUCUCAGGACUGGUCACCAUCCAGAUCACGUCCCUUACUAACGGCAGCGUGAUUGUGAACAUUUCCAUCAUAUUUCUGCCAAACAACAACUUAGAUAUGUUAAAUGUGUCCACAGCUCUGAUGGAAUCACUAAAGAACAGCAGCGUAUAUACUGUAGACAAAAACAGUACACACAUAGAUGAUUUAAAUGAGUGUUCGCUGGGUAUGGCGGACUGCUCUCUGUGGGCUAAAUGUAAUAACACCUUUGGUUCGUACACCUGCUACUGCUGGAACGGGUACACAGACUCGAACCCCAACAGACCAGGACGCAGCUGUGCAGCUACACCGUCAACAUCACCUCCACAGGCUUCUUCUAUCUCCACUACACCGACUGUUGAUCUCACCACAAUAAAUCCUCUACCAACCUCACACUCCACUACAACAACCACAACUUUUAUUCCACCAACCACGAAAACAAAUGGACCAUCGACCAAUUUCACAACUCAGUCUACCACACACAAAUCUACGGCAAGUAUAACGACAUCAGACGACCCAUUUUCGAUGCAAACUACGCCCGGUACCAAGCCAAUAGAUGUGGAGUGCGGCACUGGUUUCAUAUCAGUCAUUGUAAACCGCGGCUUCCUGAACAACAGUUAUAUUCCAGUCAGUGCUCUGUACCUCGGUCAAUCUGAAUGUGUCCCAAAUCAAGUCAAUUCAACUCAUGUGCACCUUGUCGCAGCGUGGGAUAAGUGUGGUACUACGUUGAUACAAAACAGCACUCAUAGUACGCUUAAUGUGACUCUGCAUAACGAAAUGAACAGUGUAUUCUUACAUAGCGGAAUGUCUAUGGCUCCUCUCAUACGUCUGGCGGUUCCCAUCAUCUGCACCUACAGCAGCAGCGUCGUCAUCUCCACGGGAUACUCCUCCUCAGGGUAUUUUGACCUGAUCAAGGAUAAUAUAUAUGGAUCAGGCUAUUUCCAGGUUAAUGUGAGGUUGCUGAACGGGACGUUUCCACUGCCUGAGAAUCACACGCUCUCUGCAGACGAGGACAUCGUCGUGGAGGUCGCGGUCAACACAACUAUACCCCAAAUUAAAGUCAUUAUCAACAAGUGCUGGGCCACACCCACCAAGGACUCAUCACAGUCAAUCAGCUAUUUGUUUCUGGACAACGGUUGUCCGAGAUUAAAUUCACACACUACGGUUAUUCAGAACGGAAACGACACGGUCGCUCUGCUGUCAGUGCGGGUCUUCGCAUUAGCAAACGAGAACAUCAUCUAUCUACACUGUCAGAUCCAGAUCUGUGUGGCGAUUCAGGAUAACACCUGCAGUCUCAUCUGCGGUCUUGUCAAAGCAUACAGGUCAUCAUCCAAUUUAAUUGGAGUGACAAGGGCAUCCUUUGGACCUUUGCUCAGAUCAAAUCAAAUAACCAUCGACCCAACAUCUAGUACCAUUUUCACUAUUGGGUUUGUUCUGCUUGGUAUUGGUGUGGUGCUGCUUGCCCUGACUGCUAUUGGAGGAUUGUUCUAUUACAAAAGGAAAAUCGGGGCCUACAAUUUUGAUGUCAGACCACAGCAGGAAAACUUUACAUAUCAUGUGUUUGAUGCCUGA
Molecule: messenger RNA, 2952 nt
Organism: Triplophysa dalaica
Lineage: Eukaryota; Metazoa; Chordata; Actinopteri; Cypriniformes; Nemacheilidae
Gene: umodl1
Product: uromodulin-like 1
Exons: 16
Coding region: 1-2952 (983 amino acids)
Cellular component (GO): cell surface; extracellular region
Molecular function (GO): calcium ion binding; peptidase inhibitor activity; protein binding
Source: RefSeq, a predicted model, not a curated record